Messenger RNA from Alosa alosa (allis shad), 1803 nucleotides. RefSeq names its product DnaJ heat shock protein family (Hsp40) member B6a (gene dnajb6a). NCBI's taxonomy places the organism in Eukaryota, Metazoa, Chordata, Actinopteri, Clupeiformes, Clupeidae. Gene Ontology annotation, biological process: protein refolding; positive regulation of proteasomal ubiquitin-dependent protein catabolic process. Gene Ontology annotation, molecular function: Hsp70 protein binding; ATPase activator activity. The record is from RefSeq and is a predicted model, not a curated record. Gene Ontology annotation, cellular component: cytosol; endoplasmic reticulum membrane. The transcript has 10 exons. Bases 183 to 1193 code for a protein of 336 amino acids.
GAAUUUCCGGGGAUUCAGCAGCAUUACAGGCAGCUAACGGUAUAAGCAAAUGACUGGUAUCUAGACUAGUAAAUACCUAUUGUAUUUACUGAGAGAGACUGAACAGAAAUUCAUUGACCAAAGAAAGAAUUAGACUGCACGGUCAGGCUAUCUGAGGUCAAACUUCAGAUUUUCUCAGCACCAUGGGGGAAUAUUACCAUAUUUUAGGUGUGCAAAGAAAUGCAUCUCAAGAGGACAUUAAAAAAGCAUACAGAAAACUUGCUCUCAAGUGGCACCCUGAUAAAAACCCAGACAACAAGGAUGAGGCAGAGCGAAGGUUCAAAGAGAUUUCAGAGGCCUACGAGGUCCUUUCAGAUGCCAACAAAAGAAAAACAUAUGACUGCUAUGGUAAAGAAGGCUUAACAGCAGGUGGUGGUGGUAGAGCAGGUGGGCAUUACUCCAAUGGGGACCACUUUACCGGAGGCUUUACAUUCCGCAAUCCAGAAGACGUGUUCAGGGAAUUCUUCGGGGGACGUGAUCCAUUUGCAGAUUUCUUCGGUGGAGACCCCUUCGGUGAUGACUUCUUUGGCGACGACUUCUUUGGUGGCCGGAGGCACCAUCGGGGUGUGAGCCGGAGUCGGACAGCAGGGCCCUUCUUCGGGGGAUUCGGGGGAUUUCCACCGUUUGGCGCAGGAUUUUCAGCCUUUGAACCAAGCUUCUCACCCUUUGGGGCAAUUGGACACGUGGGGCACAUGGGACACAUGGGACAUAUGGGGCACAUGGGGCACGUGGGUGGAGGCUUCACCUCCUUCUCCUCCACCUCUUUCGGAGGAGGUGGGGGUGGCGGCGGGGGCAUGGGCGGCUUCCGCUCCGUGUCCACCUCCACCAAAUUCGUCAACGGCAGGAAAAUCACAACAAAAAGGAUUAUAGAGAAUGGACAGGAACGGGUGGAGGUGGAAGAGGACGGCCAGUUAAGAUCUGUGACCAUUAAUGGGAAAACCCAGGGGCUGGCCCUGGAGGAAGGGCAUAGGUGCAAAGAGGAAGCACGCCCUGGCUCGUCCUCAUCCCAGCAGAGCUCCAAGAGUUCUGCAGCCGAGCGGCCCGCUUCCAAGACGGAGCACCAGCACCAACACAGCCCAGCCAGGGGACGAGUGGACAUGAAAAGAAAGAAGCCUGUGCAGCAGGAUGGAGGGAAGAAGCACAAGGCAGUAUGACCUCUGUCCCAGUCCCACUGAUGCGUACGGGAGAGCCAGUGGCAGGAUGCAGGUGGACUUCUAUGCUGCUCGUCUCAAUGCACAUCACUGAUGUUGUUACAAACACAUGUAUUGAGUGCACUUUCUCCAGUCAGGUAACUGCAAGAUCUCAACCUGUGGCCAACAUAACACUACAUAUCAAGAGAUUUAACAAGAUGCUGGAAAUAUGUCUUAAAUAGCAAGAUGUAUGAAGUCCCUACUGACUCCGAGUACAGAUCAACUUUUGAAAUUGAAACCCUAUAGAUUAGUGCACACUGGCACCUCAAUUUUCAGAGUGGGGAAUAUAAUAAACCUUAUGGCUGACUUGCUAUAUCCUUCACUGGGGUCUUGGAAAAGACUCUUCAUAUAUCCAUUUGCUUUACUUUAGCUUAAACCUUCAGAAACUGGCAUUACAUUAUGCUGUGUGGCUUCAGUUAGAUCCUGUGAUGUGGUGCACCAUUAAAAACUGCAGCCUGACUAUUUUUCUUCAUCUUAUGUCGUGUAACCUUUAUUACAUACAUUUAAAGAGGUUUUACACUGUCUUUUGUUCUAUUUAUAGAAUGAUUAAUAAAUAUUUUCACCUUUGACAGAA